Messenger RNA from Haliotis rubra (blacklip abalone), 5289 nucleotides. RefSeq lists its product as uncharacterized. The transcript is spliced from 13 exons. Lineage: Eukaryota; Metazoa; Mollusca; Gastropoda; Lepetellida; Haliotidae. Gene Ontology annotation, molecular function: zinc ion binding. Gene Ontology annotation, biological process: regulation of apoptotic process. Bases 347 to 3256 code for a protein of 969 amino acids. The record is from RefSeq and is a predicted model, not a curated record.
AAAGUCCAUGUGAACAGUGAGGUCAGAUCGUCAUAUGGUUUGGGCAAUUCACUCUGUGUAUGGAUCCGGUAUGAACUAUAUGUUGUAAAUAGAGGGUCAUUGUACGGAAUCACUCACAGGCUGUACACAUCCUCUUACCCCCGGUUCCCUUAAUAGAAAAACAUGUAAACAAGCUCAUUUGUUGAUACAUCGCUUAAACUGGGUUUACUGUAAAGCGACACCACCUUACAUAUGCCCACUCAGCUUACAUGUCGAGUUCACUAUGAACCAACACGCGACGAUCAGCGCACAUGAAGGCUGGCGCAUUGCAUAACAUGUUUCUGAACAGUAUAGCUAUGGUGGCUACAUGGGUCUUCUGCCAUUCUCGGGAGUAUCUAUCUGCGGAAAGAACCACAGACGUCAUCACAGGUUGGACAUGUCCCACGCCAUUAUCCUGCAGAAGAAUCAUGUGUUUCUGAAGGAGGAACUUCAGGUCGACCAUGUGCUGAGUGCCUUGUAUCAGAAAUGCAUCUUCACAUGGGAGGACUAUGAAAGGUGUCAACACUCUGGACGAGAGAAAUGCCAGGUGUUCCUUGAAACUCUGAGGAAAAAAGGAGUCGAAGGGUACAAGGCAUUGUGUGCUGCCCUUGAGAAGUCACAGCCAUUUAUCAAGGAACGACUUGAUGCUACUUCAACUGAAGAAGGUCACUCAGAUCUUAUCUAUGUGAACAAGGACAAGCUUGAGGCUCAGCACAAAAGGGAACUUGCUGAAAAAGAUACAAAAAUAGCAGCACUCCAUACUGAAAUAGAAGGACUUCAGGAACAAUUUAAGGAGAAAGACAAGGCCAACGCAGACCUGAACGGAACAAUUGAAAAGGAAAGAGCUGAACACAUAUCGCAGAUUGAAAAGAAGAAUGUGGAAGUUGAAGCUCUGAAAAUAGAAUUAUCCAAGGCCGAUGCUUAUAUACAACAAACUGAAGCAGACUGUGAGAAAGUGAAAAAGAAACUACAAGAAGAACAGGAGGCAUACGAUGCUCUAGUGGGUGUUCCAAGGUCACAGUCUCCACACUGGGUGGACAAUACAGAGCAAGUUCAACAUGGAGGUACAGUGGGUGGAGGUUCUGAGGAGAGAGUGUGCCAAUUUUCAACUCAGUCCUGUUGUGAUGAGAGUCAGCUUCGUCUUCUUCCAUGCCUUCAUUCUGCCUGCAAGCCAUGCCUUGAUCACCAAGCUACACAGGCGGAAGAGAACUGCAUACACUGUCCUUCCUGUGGUCGUGACUUCACCAUGGAGCAGACAACAGUAGAUCAUGUCAGACGGAAUGAAGCCGCCUAUAAACUCAACGCUGAUGGUGAGAUGAAAUGCAACUACAUCGAAGGGGAUCAUGAUGCUAAGGCUGUAGUGUACUGUCACGAAUGUGAUGACAAGCUCUGUUCCGACUGUCAUAAACACCACGACACGCCAAAACGGAAUCGAAAUCACAGAGUGAGUGAGAUUGACGAGUCAACGAAUAUCCCUAUGAAUCAGUGGUUGAAGGAGGCUAGUUGCAGAGACCACCCUGACAACAAACUGCAGCUGUAUGACCACACGUGUAAGAAGGCAAUAUGUCGUGUAUGUGAACUUGGGGCCCACAACAAGCACAAGAAUGAAGACUUGAAUCAGGCCUAUGACGUAGCGAAGGGUAAGCUGGAGGAGCAUGUAAAGAAGCAGCAUCAUAAACUGAAAGACGUCGCCAGCAGCAUGAAAAUUGUCACAAGUCACCAAACUGAACUGGGAACAACACAGAGAAGACUGGAACAAGCUGCAACUAACGUCUUCAAAAGUGUUGCUGCAAAAUUCCUUCAUCGACAGAGACAACUCAUGGAGGAAAUUCAAGAGAGUCUACAAUCCCCAUACAAACUGGUUGAAGAGAAACUGGACAUUUUACAUGACGUCCAUACUUCAAUAGUAUCAGCGAUAGACUACACACAGAGAACUUUUGAAUCUACAAGACGAGAGGAGCUCAUUACUCUCACAGAUGUACUGAUGACAAAAUGUGAUGAAAAUUUGAAGAUGAAGCUCCCGGAAGAUGCCAGACAAGAUACGAAUAUCCUUCUUACCUUUCAAGGUCAGAAAGCUCUCACGGAACUCAUCGAUACAUUUGGUGGACUUGUCUCCAGUCUAAACGUGGAUGACAUACCAGAUAAACAAGCUACCAUACAGGAUCUCCAAAAAUGGAAUAUGCAAUUGACCGUAAAAGAGGAAGACACCAGGAAGGUACAUGAAGGGCGGUGGCAUCAGCUCGGGGAGAUCAUUCAUCACAUCACAGCAGGAACCGUCCCCCUGAUAUCUGGAUCACAAAGACUCCGACCUGAACUGCUGGCGUCACAUGAAGUCGCAUCUGAACAGCUGGCGUCACAGGAAGUCGCAUCUGAACAGCUGGCGUCACAUGAAGUCGCACCUGAACCGCUGACAUCACAGGACGUUUUUGAAGCUGCUAAACAUUUCAUAAUCGGAGCAAUCAUCCCUUCAGAGUCACCUGAGCGUGGUCUAUACCUGAAAGGGUAUUCAGGCACGAUGCACAUCAUCAGCGGGAAAAGUGGUUCUAGAGUCAUUACCUGUCCUAAACUCCAACUGGACGCUGGUCGAGCCAACACAGACAGGUGCCAUGUUACUACAGACGGUGAUCUAGUCAACUCGCGGCCAGCCACACAAAACACGGACAGUGGCAGGCUACAGAGAUUGUUCGGCACGUGUAGCUCCACCCCCAUCCCCCUUCCUCCACCCCCUUCUAGUGUCACCCCUGUCCUCCACACAACACGAUACUGGGAGACCCACACCAGGGUGGGUGAGGUGGGUGGAGUGAUGGGUUUUGUCCUGGAGGUAGGUGUGGGGGAGGAGAGCCAGGUAGACAGUGGGUGGUAUGUUUGUCUACAGCGCCGCUCCUGGUGUGUCAGUGUAGAGAGCUGUGCCACACACCGGGGGAGUGUCUGUACCAGGGUGAAUCUGGCGGGGGAGAUGGGGAAGUGUUACAGAAACACAAUGUCUGACACAAUCGGCACACAGGCCACCCUCCACUAUGGCGUUGUGUUGGAUGUCGGGAGGGGUAGAAUAGGAUUUAUUGACGUAGACAGGUCGGUUGUUUUAGGGAAAGUUGAUGUGAAGUUCAAGGAGGAUCUUCUCCCUGUGUUUGCUGUCGAUCCGAUGGGUCGCUACACAAUAAAUAUGAAGGUGGUCAGUGGGGAGGAGAUCCUCAUGUCUGACAUCAAGAAAUCACUCAUUAAUGAAGUCCUGGCCUAGGAAAUAAACUACACAUGACCCAGUGUAAACUUGUAAAUAUCACACAUCUAUUUUAUCAGACAAAUUUAAUACAACAGAACUGAAAGAAGCGGACAUAGAAGUUACCUGUUCAUGUGUUGUAUGUUGUGUACAACAAUGUGACAAGGUUAGCUAAAUGUGUCGGUUUUCUACAUCACAGUUUUCAUUUGUGUACUAGAAGCAUUUUACAUCCACACAUGAGUAUUGUUAUUAUUAUUAUUAUGUAAUAACUGAUCAGUUUAUGAAACAUUUCAUACAUUUCUGGGACAUGUCACAACUAAAAACUGAGUUGAUGAUUGAGUAAAAAUUGUUUCAAAUCACGAAUAUCUUGACAUAUUUUGUUUCUACUCUGUGAAAUAAAAUAGUUUAAAUACCCAUAUGUAGAGGCUAGAGAUUGAAAUAUAAUAUUUGUAGCUGUAAAAUAGACAUGUCAAUGUCAGUUCAGUUAGACAAUGAAAGUGAUUAAAGCGGACAUAUAAUGUCCCAGUUUAAAUGUGCCAUGGUACUUGUGUCAGGAGAGAAAUGUAGACGAAACUGCCUGUUUCUUUAUUCUAAUCAGUCCUGUUGUGUUUGGAAAUAACUUCAAUUCCCCACAGGCGUUUUGCUUUGUGUUUUUUCUUGGUCAAUGUAUCCACACAAAUAAUGUCUAAUGUACAAUCCUGCCAUGCCACUGAGUUGAUUGCAACAUGGACCCCGAUGUACAUUUACAUGUGUGUAUAAAAUUGAAAACUGAAAGUUGUGUGUGACUUACUGUCGUGAAACACUGGGUCUACCUCUGACAAUGGGGUGUGUAGAGAUGGAUGCCACUCUUAGAGUUCCACACCAAUUUUAGAAUACCAGGCUUUAUUUUUGGUCAGUAUGACCUGAGUUGAUAACCAAUACCUGUAGUCCAACCCUGUUGUGUUUGACUCACAUCUGUCUACUCCCCCAGUAAAUUACAAAGGUUUAACUAGGGGAUAAAUUAUCACCAGAAUCCCGCUUAGAGAACUGUUUGUAUUCAACUACUUUGCGAUGUCAAGUCGACUGGUUGACUUAUCUGAUAAAUGCAUGCAUUGACUUUCUAUGUUUCUUAUUGUAUGUAUAUGAUAACAUGUCUGAUGUUCAUUGUGUUAGAUAUGCCAGGUGUCAGCUGAUGUUAUUAUUCGCAUUGGAAUCAAUACUGGCAUCAAUCCUGUCAGGUUUUGCUGUUUACCGUGCACAGAAAACUGCCCACCUGAACAAUUCAGGUUUAAAUUUGCUUUAUCGAUUAGGUUUUGGUGUUGCCUGAAUUAUGUAAACUAGGUGAUUCAAAUAGAUUUUAUUUAAAUUCACUGAGAAGCUAGAUAAUACUGUUCUUUGUAGGACAGUAGUGAUCUUUAGAUUCUUUUUAAUGUGGGUAUAUCUAUCAAAACAUCUAGGCGGACCUGGGAGAAAUAUAUUCUUUUUGCCGCAUCGAUUUAGUUUUGGUGUUGCCUGCCUUUAGUUUUAUGCCAACAGUAGGUGACCCGGAAGUAAAACUGUUGAGAGGUUCAGUAACAGUUCUUUCUGGGACUACGUAGGAUCUAUAUAUUUCAUUUGAUUGUCAUUUAUAUAUCUAAGCAAAAUCUAAACUUACCUGAUACAAAAUAUAAUGUAUUAAACAAAGAUUUCCAAUAUAGAGGGCUGCUAACUAAGUUUAGGGGUGGCAGUAGUAAUCGAGGUAUAUAGUUAGUUCCCUGCAGUUUUACCACUUACACUGAUGAAGUUAUUCUAUGCAAUCACAAUGACGCUAUUGCAAAUGACGUUCAUGUCGUGUAUCAUAAAAUGUGAAUGAAUUAAUGACACUUUAAACAUGGCCAUUAAUGUUCACUUAAGACGUUUCCGCAUAUCUCCAGAUGUUAAUGUAAUUGCAAAUUGUAACCUGUUCUGUAACGUGUAUUUUCUUCCUGUAUGUUACUGUAACUGCCACUUCCUUUUCCUAUGCAAGCUGCAAACAAACAGACUUUGUACGAUGGGUCUUGAGGCCUGGAUACAAAAUAAAAGAUCAUCUGUCUGUC